Molecule: messenger RNA, 660 nt
Organism: Acanthosepion pharaonis
Lineage: Eukaryota; Metazoa; Mollusca; Cephalopoda; Sepiida; Sepiidae
Source: the annotation of a GenBank genome assembly
AUGCUUCUGCUUAGAAAUAAAAGUUCUAACUUCCUUGUCUCAAGAAACAAUCCUCUUUCUCUCUUAACCACCUGUCUCCCCCCCCCACUAUCUUUGGAUUCUGCUGUCUCUCUAAUUCUAUUUCUCUCUCAAGGAACAGUUUGUUUUGUUUUUUUCUUUUUUGUUACAGCAAUCACAAACUCUCUCUCUCUCUCAUUCACCAUGUCCUUUUCCUUUCAUUAUCUUUCUCUAAUCCUCUCUAUUGUAUUCUUUAUCUUUUUCUUACUAUUUCUAUAUCCCUCCUACUUCACCUUUUUAUCUCUCUCUCUAUUCUUUACUGCGAUACUCUCUCUCUCUAUUCUUUACUGUGAUCCUCUCUCUCUCUCUAUUCUUUACUGUGAUCCUCUCUCUCUCUCUCUAUUCUUUACUGUGAUCCUCUCUCUCUCCUCUAUUCUUUACUGUGAUCCUCUCUCUCUCUAUUCUUUACUUCUUUCUAUAUCCCUCCUACCUCCUCCUUUUUACUCUCUCUUUCUUUUUUACUAUCAUCCUCUCCUCCCUCUUUUCUGCAUUUCUCCUCAUCUUCUCUUUCUAUUCUCAUUCCAUUUGUUCAAAUACCAUCCUCUUUCCUUCUUUUUAUUACCCCCUUUCCUUUCAUUUGAAGUUUUCUCUAUUUUCUCCUAG